Messenger RNA from Lotus japonicus, 910 nucleotides. RefSeq names its product agamous-like MADS-box protein AGL12. The transcript has a single exon. The coding region runs from base 8 to 910 and encodes 300 amino acids. The record is from RefSeq and is a predicted model, not a curated record. Gene Ontology annotation, biological process: positive regulation of transcription by RNA polymerase II. Gene Ontology annotation, molecular function: RNA polymerase II cis-regulatory region sequence-specific DNA binding; DNA-binding transcription factor activity, RNA polymerase II-specific; protein dimerization activity. NCBI's taxonomy places the organism in Eukaryota, Viridiplantae, Streptophyta, Magnoliopsida, Fabales, Fabaceae.
AAUACCUAUGGAACUGAUUAAGAAGGAAAAAAAUCGAGAAACAACCUUUAAGAAGAGAAAAGAUGGGUUGCUGAAAAAAUUUAAUGAGUUUUCCAUUCUUUGUGAUGUUGAAGCCGCUGCAAUUAUCUAUGCCCCUAAUUCUGCUGAACCUGAAACAUGGUCAUGGCCCCCAGAGGACCCAAGCAAAUUUCAUCACGUCAUUCAGAAAUAUCAGAACACAACUAGUGAUAGGCGUGCCAAGAUGUUUGGUGUGCAUGAGUAUUUUGAUGAUAGGAUCAAAAAAGUUGAAGGGGAGAUUUCCAAAUUGUACAAAAACAAGAUGAAGGUGAUGUACCCUGAAUGGGAUGCAUCUUUGAAUAAUUUGGGGGAAGAACAAUUGAGGAUUAUGAUUAACUUUUUGGAUGCUAAGCUUGAUGCAUGCAAUGCAAGGAUGAAUAUGCUAAAAGGAAAAGAAGUAGCAGAAUCAAUUCCUCCUUUUUUGGACCCAAAUCAGAAUAGCUACCUCAAUUAUCUCAUGAUGCAGAACAUGAAUCCAAUUGGUGAUAGCUACAAUACAUUUCAGAUUGGUGAGAGCUCUCAACCUGCUUCCAUGCUUCAAUUGAUGGGAAAUGAUGUUGUAACAGGUGAUGAUCCUAGAACUGGUGGUGUGCUGGAAGUGAAGGAGUAUGGAGAAGCUGAAGCAAACAAUCAAAUUCAAAACAUGAAUCCAGCAGGUUAUUAUGAUGGAAAUUAUAUUCAGGCAAUGCAGCAGCAACAUGCUCUUUCUUCUGAGAACCUGCACGAUCAAGGAGCUUACCAAACUCUGACAGAUUAUCCAUUGUAUGAUGAAUUCUACCAGCCUAAUGGAUUAUAUGACACUGACAUGCAGCUCCAAGCUCAAAUCUUCAACUAUAUGCAUGGAAGGAAGUAG